Messenger RNA from Neoarius graeffei (lesser salmon catfish), 1650 nucleotides. It is a transcript of the gene gemin6, whose product is annotated as gem (nuclear organelle) associated protein 6. The record is from RefSeq and is a predicted model, not a curated record. The coding region runs from base 11 to 580 and encodes 189 amino acids. Gene Ontology annotation, biological process: spliceosomal snRNP assembly; spliceosomal complex assembly. NCBI's taxonomy places the organism in Eukaryota, Metazoa, Chordata, Actinopteri, Siluriformes, Ariidae. The transcript is spliced from 3 exons. Gene Ontology annotation, cellular component: SMN complex; nucleus.
GGAUUAAAGGAUGGGAAGGAGCGGUUCAAAACUCAAUAUCCCACAAUGCACUUCUCAAACAUGUUCAGUUUCCGUGGAAAUGGGGCAAUGGUGCAACAUGCUGCCGCAGGAAUGGUUUAAAUUUGUGAACCAGCAAGUGAAAGUGAGCACGGAGGAGAAACAGGAGUAUGAAGGCUUGGUGUUUACUGUGGACCCUGUUUCAGCCAGCGUCGUCCUCGUGACCUUCGACGAGAACCGAAGUGCCUCUGUGAGGGUCAUCUUGGGUCAUGCCGUGAGAGACGUGCAGCUCGUCAGGGAAGGAGAUGAAGACACAGAGAGGAAGAUGAGGUCUCUCUUUAUUCCUGCUGCCAGUCUGGAAUUCAGCACAGAGGAGCUCGAGGAACGCAAGAAGGACCUGAGAGCAUGGCUGGAGAAGAACCUCAUUCCUGUUACUGACGAGGGCGACAUCUUGCGCGUAGCCAACGUGCUCACCAUCGGCGCCCCGUACGGCCCCGAGCAGUGCAGCAGCAGUAACGAGAUCAUUCUGGCGAGAGUGCAGAGUCUUGUGGAAAGCAAGCCGGGACGAGAGAGCCAGCAGUGAGAGUUCAGCUCGUCACAUAAUGUCCUCUCUGUGAGAGUUCAGGAAGUCCACAUGCUCCUCUUUCUACUGAGGGAGAUUGUGAAUCCAUUGGACUUUGAUUAAAGUACUGGCUGCACUCACAGGCUGUUACUUUUUUUUUUUUCUUUCCCCCGAGUACUACGUACGUACAUCUGUCCAUCAUGCUGAUUACUGGGCCUUAUUUAUCAAUCUGGAUAUGAACAAAAUCACUCACAGGAGCAUUUACGCAAGAUAUUUGGUGUUCAUGAAAACAGGACAGAAAAAUGUUUCUCCUUUGACAGGCGUAUAACGAGACUCGUAAGGUGAACCGCAAUUGAUCAGCUUCAAAUCGUAGAAUUUUUUGGAGUUCCUGUAAUAUUAUAUUGAAAAUGCUUAUUUCAAUUACACACUUUCUGAAACUUUCAUAUUCCUGAUUUGAAAGAAAGCAAUCCAGAACAAUUCCAAAACCUAAAUCAAGACACAAGACUAGCUGUUCAGUGAGAACAAAAGUAAUGACCCCCUAUAAAAGGAUGCAUGAGUGUGUCUGAUAGCCAACGUGCUGCAGUGGCUGAGCUGCAUUACUGGAAGCUUUAUGACCUGCUCUUUCACCAUUUAGUCAUCAUUUUCAUCAGCUCUUAACCUUUUAUGGAGUUUUGUGGGCAUUGCUGAAUGCAAGUGGUCUGGGAACAUGCUUUGUACUUUUACAGGAGGGUGAAGAUUAAAAGACUGGUAAACGAGGCCUAAAUGUGGACAUCGGGAACAUUGUGUGGGUGUGUAUGUAUAUAUUUUGCUGUGCUAAGCCGAGCCGAGUCAAACUUGGCAUCAUCAUCUUUUUUUGGAAAAGAGACACUGGUCAGGUAAAUAAAGAAACCAAACACAUCGUAGCUUAUGAGUGCAUGGAAAAAUAUGGGUUUUCUUUCCUGGACUUAAGAACAGGAACUAAUUCUGAAGUAAUCAUGCAGUUUGUAGUUUUGUAUUAAUAAACUCUUUUUUUUUUUUUUGUUCUGGAGAGUAUUUGGUUGGUGGUGAUAAAAACAUAGAUCACAAUUCUGUAAUAAAUGUCAUGACAAUGA